ACACUGAGUUACGUCAUCUCUGCUCGUCACUCCCACACGGCGUCAUACGUGACGGCACAGUCUCGCGAGAUGAGGUUUGUGGCGUCGGGAUUUUCUGUAAGGCAGGAGGCAAGGCGGUCGCGAUGAACAGCUCUGCGGGAAGUGCUCGAGUUUUAUAUGAUUUCGCUGCAGAACCUGGAAAUAAUGAGCUCACUGUUAAAGAAGGGGAAGUCAUCACAGUAACCAACAAGGAUGUUGGUGGAGGCUGGAUAGAAGUAAAAAAUGCUAAAGGUGAUAGAGGACUUGUCCCAAUAGAUUAUGUUGAGUUGAUAUCUGAUGGUGCUGUGUCUGCCAGUGCUACUGCAGACCAGGCGUUUUUCGAUUCUCUUUCCACAACCACAUCUCAGAAUUCUGCAGCGCACAACAAUGAACAGGUUAAAAAUGCUGCUGACCCAUGGUCAAGCUGGAAUGAACCUAAGCCUUCUUCAGACAAUACUGGGGAUCCAUGGGGUAAUCAAAAAAACAGUGCAAAUAACUGGGAAUCUAGCUCAGCAUUUGGUCAUCCGCAAGCUUAUCAAGGACCAGCUGUUGAUGAUGAUGACUGGGAUGACGACUGGGAUGAUGCAAAAUCUUCUCCUCCGGGUUACCUUGGUUACAAAGAUGAGUCAUCUGAAACUGGGGCAGCUCAACGUGGAGCUGGGCGCCCUGCUUCCAUGAAAAUGCCUCUUAGCAAAUUUACUGGCUUUGCAAAAUCUGGAGUUGAUCAAUAUCUCAUGGCAAAACAGCUAGCAAAAACCAAAGAAAAAAUUCCAAUUAUUAUCGGAGAUUAUGGCCCAAUGUGGGUCUACCCAACUUCAACGUAUGACUGCAUUGUAGCUGAUCCCCGCAAGGGAACCAAAAUGUACGGUCUGAAGAGUUACAUUGAAUAUCAGCUCACAGCAACAAAUACAAACCGACCAGUAAACCACAGGUAUAAGCACUUUGAUUGGUUGUACGAGCGCCUACUGGUUAAAUUUGGCUUAGCGAUACCUAUUCCUUCUCUUCCAGACAAACAAGUUACAGGACGAUUUGAAGAAGAGUUCAUAAAAAUGAGGAUGGAGAGGCUACAAGGAUGGAUGUCAAGGAUGUGCCGGCAUCCUGUUAUCUCCGAGAGUGAAACCUUCCAGCAAUUUCUUAAUUUUCGGGAUGAGAAGGAAUGGAAAACUGGCAAGAGAAAAGCAGAGAAAGACGAAAUUGUUGGCAGUAUGAUUUUUUCCACAGUGGAGCCAGAAGCCCAAGACUUGGAUAUGACAGAAGUGGAGCAGAAGUGUGAGGCAGUCAGCAGGUUUACCAAAGCCAUGGACGAUGGUGUUAAGGAGUUGCUUACUGUGGGGCAGGAGCACUGGAAGCGAUGCACAGGACCGCUUCCCAAGGAAUAUCAAAAAAUCGGAAAAGCCUUGCAGAAUCUGUCACAAGUUUUCAGCACCAGUGGUUAUCAAGGUGAAACAGAACUGAACAGUGCAAUCACAGAAGCAGGAAAAACGUAUGAAGCUAUUGCUAACCUAGUGGAAGAACAGCCAAGGAAAGAUCUUCAUUACCUAAUGGAAACAAAUCAUGAGUAUAAAGGUUUUUUAAGUUGCUUCCCAGACAUUAUCUCUGCGCACAAGGGAGCGCUAGAGAAAGUAAAGGAAAGUGAUAAAUUGAUGGCAGCUGGUAAAAUUACACAGCAAGACAAAACAAACAUGAUGAAGCGAGUAAGCGUUAUGUCAUAUGCACUUCAAGCCGAAAUGAAUCACUUUCACUCAAAUCGGAUUUAUGAUUACAACAGUGUAAUUCGGGUUUACCUAGAGCAACAGGUGCAGUUUUAUGAGACGAUUGCAGAAAAGCUGAAGCAAGCCCUAAGUCAAUUCCCAGUGAUGUGAAAUAAAUUGUUGAAAUGGACCGAAGUUAAAAUUUUGAAGUGCACUUGAUGAUUUUUUUUUUUUUUUAAAUAUCCCCCUGAACACUGUUUCUAAGAGAAAUCCAUUACAUUGUGCAAUUUCCGGCCAGUGUGUUUACAACUCAUCUUUACACUAAAUGUUUUAGUUUGAAAGGUGGCUGUUGCAUUUCCUUGGGCGCUUUUAUGUCACAGCUUAAGACAUGUAUAGUAGUUCAUAAAAAAUGGGGGAAUUUGGUUCACCCCAUGCUAUCGCUCUUAUCCUGUUCUAAGUAAAGGGAGUAAAAAUAUGUCAGAGCUGUUCCAUGCAGAGGCUUGCCUCCUGUCCUAAGUCCCCUUCAUAUUUGAUGGAUCUACUUUGACGGGUUGUUCUGUGGCUGUUUGUUUCUAGGCAUUCAAAUUGGAUACACUCAAAAAUUGCAAAAGCAGGAUGUUCUUCAGCAUUAAAUGCAACUUAAAUUAAUCUCAUAUAUGCAUACACAGGUUUGUACAACACGUCUUCAUAAAACAUCUAUAUUCAUACGAAUAUUUGAAGCUAUAUAAAUUUCAAAUAUUUGACUUUGCCAAAUGAGAUACAAUUGUGCCACAAGCCUUGUGAAAUGAAUUGUACAUUUUUACAUUUUCGCUAUUACUCGGCAUUGUUACAGCUUUGUUUGCUUCUGUUAAAUUAUGCUCAUUUUUAUCACUCAGGACAAAAAAAAAAACAGUCUGGUAUUACAAUUGCAAUUUAGUAACAUUUUUAUAAACCUGCAAAAUGCCUUAACACUUUAUGAACCCAAAACAGGAUCUGAAGCCUUCAGAGUACAUGUAGUACUGCACAGAUUUUAGUACCCAACAUGGUGGGUACUACUACAGAGUACAUUGUUAUUCCGCUGGUUGAAAUAAAAGUACAGUAGUUGAAAGGGCAUAAUGAUUUUCUAAGAAAUAUAUACAUAAGAGCAUGUGUAUACUGUGCAGUGUGUGUAACAACCAAGAGGUUCUCCUGGAAUCUGGCAUCUGUUAAUAGGCAGUUUUGUUGCUUUCCCAGAAGACCAGCAGCAAAUUAAGUUAUGCAGUUAUGAGAAUGUACAUGCCAUAGCUAAGAGGUUUUCCAUAUAACGGGCUUGUAUGUUAACCUUGCCAAAUGCUCACAUCAACUCUUGCUCACAUCAACUCCUUU
This is a messenger RNA of Xenopus laevis (African clawed frog), 3053 nucleotides long. It is a transcript of the gene snx9.S, whose product is annotated as sorting nexin 9 S homeolog. NCBI's taxonomy places the organism in Eukaryota, Metazoa, Chordata, Amphibia, Anura, Pipidae. The record is from RefSeq and is a predicted model, not a curated record. Gene Ontology annotation, cellular component: cytoplasmic vesicle; plasma membrane; cytoplasmic vesicle membrane. Gene Ontology annotation, molecular function: phosphatidylinositol binding. Gene Ontology annotation, biological process: endocytosis; mitotic cytokinesis; endosomal transport.